AUGUCUUUACAAAUUAAAACUACGUUUUUUCGUCAAAGCUCCGGCGGUCAAGAAUUAGAUUGGAUCGAUCGUCGGAGCAUUCCUAUCCAAAAAUCAAAUAUUACUUGUUCACCAUCAAUAGUUCAAGACACACGACAUCAUCUAUCACAGGAACAAGUUACAUUUCUUAAUCGUGGACCAACCUAUGCUCCACCAUGUCAAAUACAUAUUUUAUCAAAAUCUUCUUUAGUACUGGCUCAAAUCGUUACGAAACAAAUGGCACCACUUCAACGAGAACUUGCAAAACUUUUCAUCAAAUAUCCAAUCGAUCUCUCUCGUCAAAUGCAUUUUGAAAACGGGAUUGAACAAUUAUUCAAUAAAUCAUUUCUUCAACCUAUACCUUCUGUAGUUGAAGAGCGUGCACUCUAUGAAAAACAACUCAUUCUAUCAAUUAGAUAUCAAUUAAAUAAAGAUCAAUUGAUUCUACGGCGAACCGCUGAUGAGAUGAAUACAUAUUAUCUUGGUCGAUUGAAUGAAUUUAAUCAAAAAUCGAAUGAAUAUAUUCAGAAUUCAACUUGUUACGAACUGAUUGAAACAAUUAAUGAAAUUAAUACAGAACAACAACAAUUAGAAGAAAUUAUUCAAUCUAUUGAUUUACAACUGGAAAUAUUAUAUCAAAGAAAAUUGAUUAAAGAAGAUCAUUUAAUCAGAUUAAGUAUUGGCAAAAAAACAAAUAUCAACCUUCCAUAUCUUUAUUUCUUACCAGAAACGAAUGAAAAUGUUCAUAUGUCAGUACAACCACGACUAUCAUCAUGUCAGCAUUGUCCAAUAUAUACUCUAGCUACUUAUCUUAAUCAACUUCUUCGACCAUUAUUUGAUAAUUUUUCACGAUCAACAACAUUUCUUAAUGGUGGUGAUUUUAUACAAAAACUACAAUAUUAUUGUAUACAACUAGAUCUUCUUCUACCGAAAACAUAUUUUGCAACAUUUAAAAUUCAUGAUUUAUAUAUGAAGAUAUCACAUUCGGCUCUUCUUGAAGCAUUAAAUAUAUUUCUAGUGAAUCCACUUGUCAAUGGUCAACAUCAAAAAUUAUCAAGUGAUGCUAUUCAAGAAUUAACUGCAAUAGUCUUACGAAAUAAUGUUUUCUCUUACAAUGGAAAAAUCUAUCGAUUUAUUAAAGGAUGUCCAUUAAAUUUACCAUUAACAGAAUUAUUAUGUCAUAUUUAUAUGCAUCAUUGGCAAUAUUCAUUAGUUACACAUAUUUGUUUGAAAGAUGCAUUCUAUGGUCGAUAUAAAGAUACAGGUUUGUUAACAUGGAAUAGUCCGAUUGAUCAAUUGCAAACAUUAUUCAAUAAACUUGAACAAGAACUAGAUUCGAAUCUUCAAAUGACAACAUUUAUUAGUAGUGAUGUUCAUUUUCUUCAUGCUGCUAUUGAAAAUCGAAAAGGAUCUUUACAUACUCAUGUGCAUCAUGAUUCAACAAUUCAACCAUUUUUAUUACCUUAUGAGCAUAGUCAUCCACGAUUAUUUCAUCGACAAUGGUUUCGAGCUGCUCUUAUACGUGCUGGUCAAUAUUGUAGUUCGUUCGAAGAUUUUGAAGACGAACGACUUUAUAUUGAACUAACAUUUCUGGCUAAUGGGUAUUUAUUAGAUUUUAUCAAGUAUCAUAUCAAACGAUUCUUGACAAGAUUUAAUCCAAAUGAACAAAAACCAAUGAAUGUGAACCGAUCUACAUAUCUUUCAUUUCGUAAUGAAUUAUUUCGUUGUAUCGAUCAACAAAAACGUGAUCUAUUCGAAGAACAACAACUACAAAAGAAUCAUCAAUUAAUUCAAUUACAUUAUCUUUUUGAUUGGGGUUCAAGAUGUCAAUUCAAUAAAAAGUUUUAUCAAUAUUGGUCUACAAUUCUCGAGCAAGAUCCAGAGUUUAAAAAAUAUAGAUUAAAAAUCAAACUUAAUACUAAACAUUGUUAUUCAUCGAAUACUCUCUUGGCUCGAUCAAAUAAUACAUAUCUAUGA
Messenger RNA from Rotaria sordida, 1995 nucleotides. The record is from the annotation of a GenBank genome assembly. NCBI's taxonomy places the organism in Eukaryota, Metazoa, Rotifera, Eurotatoria, Philodinida, Philodinidae.